Molecule: messenger RNA, 4845 nt
Organism: Neoarius graeffei (lesser salmon catfish)
Lineage: Eukaryota; Metazoa; Chordata; Actinopteri; Siluriformes; Ariidae
Gene: irag1
Product: murine retrovirus integration site 1 homolog
Exons: 24
Coding region: 957-3425 (822 amino acids)
Source: RefSeq, a predicted model, not a curated record
UUCAAACAGGUGGCUGCUUUCCGCAUGCAGGAGCCGAGGAUCUCAGCCGAGAGGGUACAUCCCAGGACACGGAUGAUGCAAGUCGAACUCUGAGUGACCCGUCUGAACUGGUGGUGAAGCGUGAACUUGUGGUUUUCUCAGGCUGCUCUUCAUCUUCAGAUCCUCUUCCUGUGGGACUGGUGAACAAACAAAACCCACCAGUGCAGAAGUGCAGCGAAGGAGGAUCUGCUGCUGCUCCCGGCCCGAUACCGGAAACUUCCGCGAGCACUGCCUACAAGGCGCAAACGUGUCUUGACACACGGGAGAAUGGAGCCGGGUCAGAGGAAGCAGUUAACGAUGACGACUCUCUAAUAAGCACUGAUGAAAAGAACAGUGGAGGUUCACUUGAAGCUGACUGUGAUCAAACCUUCAACUUAGAGAAUAAACUUCUCAGCCAUAAGCAGGACGGCUCAGGAAGGAGCCAAGUAUCAGCAAGUUCUGGAGGUUCAGAAUCAGAUGAACCGAAUACCAAGUGUGAAGUCUUUGAGUGUGUUGGGAAAGGGUGCUCUACAGAACCAGAGUGGCAUGACCAAACUUUCCAAACACCCAACUUCCUUUUAAGUGAAGGUGCACUGAAGAACAGUGGAUGUUGGAAAGAAGCAUCAGGAACCAGCAAAGGAAACCAAGAGGAGAGAAACAAGAGCGUAAAGGAUUCGACAACAAAGUGGACGUGCAACACACCAGAGUCAGAGAACAAAGAAAGUUCUGAUGUAUAUAAUGGUGGAAGUGUUCAUAUCUGUCAGGUACAGACUGCAGAUCCAGCUGGAACGCUAAAGAAAGAAACCUCUGCUGAAUGUGAAGCAACAGGAUCUCCAGCUAAACCAGCUUCUCCAAGAUCUUUUCAUCUCACAGUACCGGAGUCCCACACACCUUUCUUUUUCCCUCACACUCGUCCUCGCUCGCUGACCACCCCCAUCAUGCCCACCUUGCCUGAAGAGGAAGAAGAUUCUCCUGAGGAACUCGACAGCUUGUCCAGCUCCCCAUCUUCUGUUCUUCCAGCUGAAUCCAAGGUAGUGAAUAUAACCAUAUCACCUCCUGCUAUCGUCCUGCCAAGACAAGUAAACAAGCAGGAACCAGCGCCGCUGGAGAAAGCCAGAAGGCACAGUCCGAGACCCCGGCUCUCGAGGAACGCCAGCUCCUCUGGGCCAAUCACUACUGUAGAUAAUGAUGGUCACGUGAUAGACCUGGUGAAAGAUGAGCUUCCAGAGAUGCAGCUGUCUGAGGAGGACCGGCAGAAGAACCUGGAGCUGCUGGAAGAGGCGAAGAAAGUGAGUGAUCGCUUCCUGACCCGUAGGGGACGUCGGUCUACGUGUAGCACCUCAGAGUCGCCUACAGGUCUCUCGCCAAACCCAACCCCAGGCUCCUCUCCCGUACCCUCCAGGAGCAGCUCCAUCUCGGCACCACCGCAAAUGGUACCUUCAUCUACAGAAGUCCCAGCAAAUCCACCUUCAAGCCCGUCCACAAGUCAGAGGUUGGAGGUGCCUGCAGUGCGUGAUCAUGGAGAAGCAAAUAAACCUGAGCAGGAGACUCUAAAGAAACUUGUAGAAUGGAAACCACCUGAGAAGCGCAAGGUUUCCUCUGGCACGCUGACCCCUCGACUUGCUGCCUCUGCACCUGCUAAGAACCCCACCACAUCGCCAAAAGAUGGCGCUCAACUGUGUGUCUCUGUGGACAGGGGGAAAAAGCCAACUCCGGUUCCAAUGGUCCAGAAACCAGACAGCCAGACUCCGGCAACUGGAGUGGCCAAGCCAGUACCACGGCCAGCCAUGCAGCAAGCUCCGUGCACAGCUGAGAUCAAGACCAUCGGGGCCUUCCCACCUCUCAUGAGGGCUGUUUCCUGGGAUACGGUGGGCUCUCUGAAUAUGAGGAAUGGAGGACCCAAAGAAGACGAUGGCGCCUCUCACUCCGACAACCUGAAGCCUCCAGUGAAUGCCCAGAAACUGUCCAAACUGCGGGAGGAACAUAAGCUGUUAAGGAACCAGAGCAUCUCCGGGUCAAAGCUCCCGGACCUGAGCGAGACUGCAGAACAUGACCGAGAUCCUUCGUCUUCUACAGCCGAGUCUACAGCAGAUGAGGAGUCUAAAGAGAAAGCGGACGCCAUGCCCAACAUAUCAGACAUCAUGCUGCGCAAACUCAAACUACAUCGAGGCUUACCAGGCUGUGCCCCGCCUCUUACUGAGAAAGAAGUCGAGAAUGCCUUUGUGCAGCUGUCUCUAGCAUUCCGCAAUGACAACUACACGCUGGACACGAGACUGAAGCAGGCAGAGAGGGAGCGCAACCUCACAGAAGAGAACACAGAGAAGGAACUGGAAGAGUUUAAAAACUCGCUGAAGAGCACAGUGUCUGUAUGGCAGAACGCAGAACAGAGGGAGUUCUACCAGCGCCUCAUCGAGACCGUAGCCGUGCUGCACCGCCUUGCCAACCGUCUGUCCAGCCGGGCAGAGAUGGUGGGCGCAGUGCGACAGGAGAAACGAAUGAACAAGGCCACUGAGGUGAUGUUGCAGUAUGUCGAGAACCUAAAGAGAACCUAUGAGAAGGACCAUGCAGAGCUGAUGGAGUUUAAGAAGCUAGCCAACCAGAACUCGAAUCGUUGUUACGGAGGCUCGAUGGAAACUGGAGAUGACGGAGUUCCACGUGCAGCAAGAUCCAUGUCUUUGACAAUGGGAAAGGCUUUACCCAGAAGAAGAGUCAGCGUAGCUGUGGUUCCCAAAUUUAAUCUCCUGAACAUUCCCGGUCAGGCUCCAACCACAGGGGGCCCAGCUCCAGGUUCUGGAGUUAGCCUUGGCACUGGUGCUAGCCCCAGCUCUGGUCCUGGCGCGCUUCCUGUACUGUGCGAGGCAAAUGGUAUGAAGAGCGGCGACUCCACUUCCGAUCCAGCGCAGCAAGCAGCAGGAGAAAAUGGAAAAGUUCUGCUGGAGCAGGAAGGUGAGACAGCUACCCCAGCCAAAGCUUCCUGUAGUCCAGAAGAGAUCAGAGCUGAGAUCAAGGCCAAGAUCGAGGAGGAAGCCUACAAUAAAGGGUAUCAGGAAGGACUGAAAAGACUUAAAGAGCUCCAGGAAGUGAAGGAGGAGGAAGAGAAGGCAGAAGAAAAAGAGCCAGAAGAGAGAACUAAAGAAGAGCUGGAAGAAGAAAAAAAGCCAAGCAGGUUUGAUCGAAUUCUGGAAGUCCUUGAACGAAUGUGUCCAAAGAUCUUCAGGAGGAACUGGAUGCUAUGGAUUGCUCUUACAUUGUUCUUAGUAGCAUUCUUUGUAGUCAACCUCUUGAACUUCUUCAGCAACCUCUACGCCGAUCACACAGACGCAACGGCAGAAAAGUCGUCCAACGUCCCGGACAAGAAGAAGCUUUUAGGACUGCACGUGGGAUCGAAGAGUCCGAGUCCAGAGUAACACCAGACCUGCAUGUUCAGAGACGGUCCGAGGAGUUGAUUAACUUGAACUUUGAAACCUUAAUCGUGUCACGAGGAGCCAAAUAACUUUAAUUUAAAGCUGUUUUGUUGAAAGAAAUGGAAGUGGGCAAAAUUGCAACAAAUUCUAUUGCAUCAGAAAUGCUUGUAAGAUUUUAUAUAUAUAGUUUGUUACAUUUAAUGAGAUUGAGAUUACGUUACCACUCGGAUCUUACUAUUUUAUUCUCAGGUUUGAGAGAUGAAGUGUUUUGUUGAGAAACUAAGUACACUAUUUAAGCGCUUUAAUCUUUUGGUAUAGGUUAUGAAAUUCAUCGCUGAUGUCCGUCUUCACCGUCUGAUCUCAUCUGGCAUGCUGAGGUAGCUUUGGAGUGCAAUAUUUGUGCAACGUGAUAGAUUUCGGAAGGGUAUUUUUAUUUUUUUCCCCCUAGAAAUCACAAAGUCCUUACUUGUUCCUUAGCACCAGAGUUUUGCCAUCGUUUUAGAUCAUCAAUGUUCACGUGUGUUAAUGGUUUGUGCCACUCCACUCCUUUUAAUAAAAGCUCCAGCAAUUUCACACAGGGUCAUGAAACGCAGUACGUGCCACAAUCUUUUUUUUUUUUUAAUUUAGACUAACCAGUGAGAUUCUAUACCUGUACGAAGGUACAGUACGCUACAUCAUUGAGAAUCUCAAAUGGCUCUAACGCCAGCACUGCUGCAAUGCUGUUCAAGGAAAAUAAUCAACGAUGGUGUGGUGUGAUGAAGCAGAUUUACAGUUUUCCUUGCUAAAGUUGAUUAUUUUUCCAAUAACAGCCUGUCCGGAAGUAGUGGUGUGUUGUAUUCCUUUUAUUUAUUAACAAACAUGUCAUUACUUUUUAUCCGUUUAUAGCUACAUUCUAAUGUUCUGGAGCACGUGUGAAAAAGUCUUAGCAUUUAUGUUAUAGCAGUUAUAAUCAUUCUUUCACCAGCCUCCUUUUUUUCCCCUUCUCUUAAAAUCAAGUUGGUGAAAAAGCACAAAACGUAACAUCCUCCCCUCUCUCUCUCUCUCUCCCCUGGAGGCUUUUCAGCAUCAGAAUUUACAGCUUUAACGCCUGGUCCCACAAUACCGAUAACUACAACUAUAACGCCAACUAUAAAUAAAUAAAUCAGUCCCCUGCAGUUUGUGUUUGGUGGUCACACCAGACCGAUAACGAUACCUAUAGCCCAGGCCUGGGUUUAUCCGUAUCGGUGAGAUUGCUUCUGAAGCUUUUUUUUUCCCCCCCCUUUCCUUUCCUCCAGACCUGGACCUGAUCUGAUAAAACAUCUGACCAAUCAGCUAAUUGUCUGUGUGACGACGUCUGAGCACGUGCUAUUUUUCCCCGGGCAUCUUUGUACAUCCUUGUUGCAUCAUGAAGUCACGGAAAAUAAAAAAAUAUAUAUAAUACAAA